Molecule: messenger RNA, 660 nt
Organism: Cuscuta campestris
Lineage: Eukaryota; Viridiplantae; Streptophyta; Magnoliopsida; Solanales; Convolvulaceae
Source: the annotation of a GenBank genome assembly
AUUAUUGCCACCGAACCUGUUCAGGACAUACACCGGGCUUAUGCACUCAUCGUUCAAGAGGAACGGCAUAAGAGCAUUGUCCGUGGCCGAGAUGACCGUACGGACGCUCUCGCCUUUGCCAUGCAGCGUCCCGCUCCUACCUUGGGUCGUGGAGACCCCCCCCAUUAUUCGUGCACACAUUGUGGAAAAGACGGCCAUUCCGUGGAUCGGUGCUAUCAAUUGCAUGGGUAUUCGCCCGGGAAGGGCCGUGGAGGUCGCGGCACUGCAUCCGGACGAGGGAGUCGCGGCGGUGGCAGAACGCCGUCCGGCGGCAGUAGCGCCCCUGGCCGUGGGUCUGGACGAGGGAUAGGAUCGGCGACAGGGGGAGCAAAUGCAGCCACCAAUUCCAACGCCCUAGGCCUCACACCUGAUCAGAUGACUCGGUUACUUUCCAUGCUCGACGUCUCUUCUUCCGACAAGGAUACUGGGUCUAAUGGUGAGGCAUCGGCUCGUGAGUGGCUUAUUGACAGUGGCGCCUCUCAUCACAUGACUGGAUUGUGUCACGAAGAUGGAGAUUGGACGGGGUGAUGCACACAAUGGAGUUUUCCUGUUUCGUCCAUGUUCUACAGCAUUUGCUACCCAAGUGGAUCCUUCUCUCCUUCAUAAACGCUUGGGGCAUCC